GCACUGACUCUUCCGAGGCAAUCAGCGGUGCACCUUGACCCCAUCUGCUCUCCUCGGAAGUUAAACCCUUCUUUUCCCAGUGAAUUCCCUACCACACUCUAUGCACAUCCGAGGCAAGGGCGUAUAUAAACAAAGAGGGGUCCGACGAGACCGACAGAGACUAACUACUUCCGCAACUUGAUAACCUCUUCCCUGAGCAAUUACCACCUUAGGAUCACCUGAAUUAAGGUAUUACUCUCAGAUUGCAAAACGCCGGCGCGCUGAUGCUUGAAAAUGCGACCUGAUCCCAAGUUAUAUUUACCACGCAAUGUGCCAUGGAGCGAACCUGCGUGGUAUCGUACUGGCAAAUCGGUCUACCUCAACGCGUCCCAUCGGAAAUUGAGGGAUAGUAUUCGCAAAUAUGUUGAUGAACAUAUCCUUCCCUACUCCUUGGAAUGGGAAGAAAAAGGCGAGGUUCCACGAUCAGCAGCACUGAGCUACUGUAAAUCUGGAAUUCCUUUCGACGACAUACCAGAGGAGUUUCGACCUCAGGAUGUCCCAAAACUAGCAGGAAUCCCACAGGGAGGAUUGGAUGCCUUUCACUUUCUUAUUUCAACCGACGAGAUGUCUCGUGUUGAAGGCGGAGUCUCCAUUGCCCUUGGCGGCGCGUCCACAAUCGGGUUGCCACCGGUACUCCAUUAUGGAACUCAGGAACAAAAGUCUCGUUGGUUUCCAGGACUAUUCUCAGGGAAUGUCAAUUUCUGCUUAGGUAUCACGGAGCCUGGUGGUGGUUCAGACGUGGCAAAUAUCCAAACCACGGCUGAAAAGUCUUCAGACGGCAAGUUCUACAUUGUGAACGGUGCCAAGAAGUGGAUUACAGGUGCUCCAUGGGCAACUCACAUGACUACUGCCGUACGAACCGGCGGUCCAGGUGCCAAAGGUGUUACAGUCCUCGAGAUCCCGCUCGAUAGCCCCGGAGUGUCUCGGACCAAGAUCUUCAACAGCGGACAGAACGCUGGAGGGUCUAGUUUUGUAGAUCUCGAAAAUGUCAAAGUCCCAGUCGAGAAUCGCAUCGGUCCAGAGAACGAGGGCUUUGCAAUCAUCAUGAAGAACUUCAACAGGGAAAGGUAUGCACUCGCAGUCGGGUGUAAUCGAAAGAGCCGGACCUGCCUUGCUAUGUCGUUCUCAUAUGCUAUGGAGCGCAAGACCUUUGGGAAGAGGUUGAUUGAGAAUCAAGUUAUACGGCGCAAACUUGCUGAAGUUGCACACCGCGUCGAAGCUCACUGGGCUUGGCUUGAGCAGAUUGCUUUCCAAGUCAAUUCAUCUAGUGAAGGCUGGCAGGAACCAAAUAUUGCAAGUCAGAUAGCUUUGGUCAAGAUCCAAGGCGGGCAGAUGGUGGAAUUGGCAUGCAGAGAAGCUCAGCAAAUCUUUGGGGGCGCCGGCUAUCAAAAGGGCGGCCGUGGGGCGACAGUGGAACAAAUCAGCCGCGACCUUCGGAUGCUAGUAGUUGGCGGCGGCAGCGAGGAGAUUCUUACAGAUCUUGCCAUUAGACAGGAAAUAGGGGCCUUCAGUAAGCAGGCCAAAAUGUAAAUAAGGUAGAGAGGUGUAGUUAAUGUAUUUAAAGAAUUAGUAGAAACACCAGUAGGAUAAUAGUUCUUAUUAAGUUUUUAUAAGUGCG
This is a messenger RNA of Fusarium verticillioides 7600, 1657 nucleotides long. RefSeq lists its product as hypothetical. Gene Ontology annotation, molecular function: flavin adenine dinucleotide binding; oxidoreductase activity, acting on the CH-CH group of donors. The record is from RefSeq and is a predicted model, not a curated record. The transcript has 2 exons. NCBI's taxonomy places the organism in Eukaryota, Fungi, Ascomycota, Sordariomycetes, Hypocreales, Nectriaceae. Bases 274 to 1569 code for a protein of 431 amino acids.